Fraxinus pennsylvanica is the source of this 1014-nucleotide messenger RNA. Lineage: Eukaryota; Viridiplantae; Streptophyta; Magnoliopsida; Lamiales; Oleaceae. The record is from the annotation of a GenBank genome assembly.
AUGGAAAAUUCAGAUCAUAACAAGAAAUCUUUGAGAAGAAGCAGUAAUAAUCAUACAUCAAUGUCUGAUACUGAUUCGACAACGAGCCAAGUCGAGUUUUAUUCUCCUCUACGAUAUGACUCACCGCUUCGUUCAGAUGAUUUUCAUGUUGAAAAUGAUAAGUAUGGUAAUGGAAGUAAUAGAGCUAUUGUUGCUGUUGAUACGCAUUAUUCCCCAUUUCCGUUGCCGCCCGGAAAACCCAAUUUACCGGCGAGUUCUCCGGCUGUUAGAGGGAAGGGAUGGAAGCCCUGGCCUCAUUCUGAAAAGCCCACGUCGGAAAAUCUUGAUUUUCCUGCGAGUCAAGGGAUGCUCAGGUCAGAGAAUCUAGAUUUUCCGGCAAAGAAUGGACGGGAUGGUGCUCGUGGUCCACCUGUAUCGGGGCUUAACCGGUAUUAUGUAAGGGAUGAGGUGGAGGAGGGGUACGGUGGAGGCGGUGGGGAGGAUGAGGUGGGCGGAGAGUGGCGAUCGAGGGCUGCUGGGGAAUCGAUAUUGGAGAGGUCAAAGGCGGAGUUUAAAAUGAAGAAGGUUGCAUUGUUUUUUAGAGUGUUUGAAGUGACAGCUUGCUUGAUUUCGUUUUCUGUAAUGGCUGCCGAUAAAACUCAAGGGUGGAGUGGCGAUUCAUUUGAUCGGUAUAAAGAGUACAGGUAUUGUCUAUGCGUGAACAUUAUUGGAUUCGUAUAUUCUGGAUUUCAAGCAGUUGGUUUGGCCCAUAAUUUGGUCACGGAAAAUCACGUCUUCGCUGGUUAUCUACCAUACCAUUUCGAUUUCUCAAUGGAUCAGAGUCUGGCUUAUCUUCUAAUAUCGGCAUCAUCCUCAGCAGCUACACGAGUGCACGACUGGAUAUUGAAUUGGGGACAAGACGAGUUCACAUUGCUGGCCAGUGCAUCUGUAGGGAUGUCGUUCAUGGCUUUUCUUGCCUUCGCCAUUAGUUCUAUCAUAUCGAGUUUCAAGCUCUGGGAUCGUGUUUCAACUUAA